Parnassius mnemosyne (clouded apollo) is the source of this 585-nucleotide messenger RNA. NCBI's taxonomy places the organism in Eukaryota, Metazoa, Arthropoda, Insecta, Lepidoptera, Papilionidae. The record is from the annotation of a GenBank genome assembly.
AUGGAUAAUCUAACACUAUCUUCGGGCUGCUGUUCAUUGGAUGGUGAGAGUAAACAGUUUAAAAAAUGCAAUACUUGCGUUAAAGCGUUUCACUUGGAAUGCUUGGGAACCUGUCAAUCACGUGCAGGCGAUGCGACUGGGUGUUGGAUAUGCCCUACUUGUAUAAAUUCUAAUACGAAAACCAUCAACAAAGACAACACGCCUGUGCGUUUUAAUCCCAAUGUUACAAUACGAACACAAAAAAGACAGACAUCCAAUUCCCCACCGGAAGCAGUGGACUCGGAAGCUCCUAUUACCAGGAGUGAUCUAAGAGCUAUAGUGGAAGACAUCACGGAAAGAAAAUUUGAGACUCUUCUGGUGCAACUAACAAACACUCUUCGAUCUAUUAUGACCUCUGAACUAGGCACCAUGAGGAAUGAGAUAAAAGAUCUGAGAGAGUCCAUUACCUUUGUGAGUGAUCAGUACGAGGAAAUGAUCAAGGAAAACAAGAAAACAAGUGAAACCGUCCGAGAAUUGCGGUCGGAAAACGAACUGAUGAAAUCUACCAUCAAAGACUUAUCAUUCAGGCUAAAUAACUUUGAAUAA